This is a messenger RNA of Mangifera indica (mango), 1211 nucleotides long. RefSeq lists its product as uncharacterized. The transcript is spliced from 6 exons. The record is from RefSeq and is a predicted model, not a curated record. The coding region runs from base 88 to 1077 and encodes 329 amino acids. NCBI's taxonomy places the organism in Eukaryota, Viridiplantae, Streptophyta, Magnoliopsida, Sapindales, Anacardiaceae.
AUCUAUUUAAACUCACCUUCUGAGCUCUUUCAGAAACUAGCCGUUACGUUUUCUCUCACACACGCUCUCUCCCUCUUUCUCUCUCUAAUGGCGGCUUCAGUCGAUACACAAUCACCGGCCCACCUCAACAAGGAGUCUUCAGACGUCAUGGGUACUUCUCCUCUCUACAGCCCAUCUUCGGAUAAGCGUUUUUGGAGCAAUUUGCGUACCCGGAUCGAUUCAAUUCUUGAGGACCGCAAUAGAAAAAUAUCAAAUGAAGAAAAUCAAGUCGAAGGGGAGAAUAUAGGAGAAUCAGAUAGAGCGAAGCGAUUAAAGGAGGAUUCAUUGCUUCUGCUGAGAGGGUUUGACUCUGUUGCUCACACUUUGUCUCAGCUUUCAAACAAUAUUGACAAUGCCCUUCAGGGUGCUAGAGAUCUGGCCAAACCGCUCACCUUGACUGAAAUAUUCCAUAUCAAACUCAAGGAAGCAGAGUGUAAAGAGGAGGAAUCGAGAGACCAACAAAAUGAAGUGACCAAAACGGGAGUGAAGAGGAAGUUUAAUCCCAAUGAAAGUUCUGAUGAUACCCAGAGCGAAAAAGAGCCCAGCCCAAAAGAUGAGAGGAUGAAGAAAGCUAGAAAUCUUGCAAUUUCCAUGGCAACAAAAUCAGCUUCCCUUGCAAGAGAACUGAAAUCGAUAAAAUUGGAUUUAUGUUUUAUGCAAGAAAGAUGCACAUUGCUUGAGGAAGAGAACAGACGGCUUAGAGAUGGAUUUGAUAAAGGGAUUAGACCAGAGGAAGAUGAUCUGGUGAGGCUUCAAAUGGAGGCUCUACUUGCAGAGAAAUCCAGAUUGGCGAAUGAAAAUGCAAAUUUGGUUAGAGAAAAUAAGUGCCUUCAUCAACUGGUUGAGUACCACCAAAUGACCUCCCAAGAUCUCUCCGAAUCAUAUGAGCAGGUUCUUCAAGGAAUGUACUUGGACUUUUCAUCUCCAUCGUCAGCCAUAGCAAACAAUGAUGAUGAUUAUGAAGCUGCACAAACACCUGCGACAAAUUUCUUUGGUUUGUCCACUUCUCUUGACGAGAGCUUUGGUGAAGAAGAGUAGUCAUGAAAUGCAGCAACUAUAUCUACGUUUUGCCCAAAUUUCAAGUUGCUUUUCACUUGAAAUGUAAAUCUUGAAGCUUUUCUUGUUGAAUAAACUUUAAAAAAUUUAUCUACGUUUACAUUUCUGUCCUGGAA